CCAGUGUCGGCGGCGUUGGCUUCUACAGACAGAAUCCAACAUGGAGUAACCAGAGAUGGGGCUCGUACGGGGCCAUCCUCACCGACAUCAACGCACGAUUUCAAUUACCGCAUUUCAGCAUGGGGCGCGACGGGAUUAAAUCGGUGGAGGUGUUCCAAAGGGAUUUACACUCUCGUGGAUGCACUCGAAUAAUUGUAGUGAAGCGCUGAGAGACGAAGAAGAGAAGCAAUAAAUAACGCAAACAAACAUAGAAAAAAACACUCUGGAAAACUAGGCUGCUACUGUUACGGUGUGUGAUCGAGGUGUUGGACGAGAAGGGCAAGACAAAAUGAAGACACCACACAAUGUGCCCUCGGUGGGAUAUUAUUGUAGGUGAAACGGAAAAAUGACCGAGGAAACACACCCAGACGAUGACAGCUACAUUGUGCGCGUCAAAGCGGUGGUCAUGACCCGGGACGACUCGAGUGGCGGUUGGCUGGCCCAGGACGGUGGGUGCCUCAGCCGUGUGGGCGUGUGCAAGGUGCUGUCGGCCGAGCUGCUGGGCCGAAGCAGCUUCCUCAUCCACGGCGAGCGCCUCAAAGACAAACAGGUGAUUCUGGAAUGCUUCCUGAAGAAGGAUCUGGUGUACACCAAGGCCACGCCCACAUUUCACCACUGGAAAGUGGACAACAAGAAGUGUGGCUUGACGUUCCAGAGCCCGGCCGACGCACGCGCCUUCGACCGUGGGGUCAGGAAAGCCAUGGAGGACCUGACGGAAGGUACGGGAGGGGAAGGCGAAGACUAUGAGGGCUCUAUCGCAAUGCUCUUGAAUGGAUCUACCACCUCUUCUUCGACCAUCCAGAACGAGGCCGAGUUGGGUGACGACGAUGUUUUCACUAAUGCCACCGACAGCUCGUCCAACUCCUCCCACUCCCAGAAGAAGGAGCCCCUGCAGCUGCAGACCCUGGCCCCGCCCAGCUUCUGCGAGCCGCGCCGCCACAACUGCAUCCUGGGCCACUUCUACGACCAGCACCGGCCCUCGGACCACUACUUCCUGGAUCAGGUGGGUGGCUGGGGGACGACAGUGGCGAAGUCGGUUCCCAUGUUCCCACGCCACGUCCGCUUCCAGGUGGAGGAGGAGGAGAUUGUGCGCAUCAACCCUCGCGAGCGGACCUGGCUGACUGGGUACGAGGACUACCGGCACGCCACCGCCACGCGCAACAAACUCAUCCAGCACCCCGAGAACGCCGACGCCUACGUGCACUUCGCCAAGAGCGAGCCGCCCAAGCACGACUACACCUACCCUUACCCCCUGGGCCUUGAUCCCCACCAGCAUGCAAGGGACCCCAAGAUAGGCUGUGUGGACCGACUUGGUGGGGGCGGCCUUAUCGGGGGACACAGGGCGGUGGUCACAGCCCAGCCCCGCACCCUCCAGCUCAAGGUCAAGCGGCGGAAGGAAGACGGCGAGCGCUCGCGCUGCGUCUACUGCCGGGACAUGUUCAACCACGAGGAAAACAGGCGCGGGCGGUGCCAGGAGGCGCCGGACCCCAUCCAAACGUGCAUCCAUCGGGUCAGCUUCAUGUGGUGCGCGGACAGCCUGCUCUACCACUGCAUGUCGGACCCAGAGGGCGACUACUCGGACCCGUGCUCGUGCGACACCAGCGACGAGCGCUUCUGCCUGCGCUGGCUGGCCCUGGUUGGGCUGUCGCUGCUGGCCCCCUGCAUGUGCUGCUACGCCCCCCUGCGUGCUUGCUACCGCUGCGGGGUGGCCUGCCACUGCUGCGGGGGCAAGCACAAAGCUGUGGGCUGAGGGCCAGGAGGUGCCAGGGGGGAGAGGGAGAGUAGAACAGAGACCCAUGGAAGGGACUGGACCGGAAGAGGGUGGCCCCGCUAUUCUUUUGUUUUGUGUUUUUGCUGUUGUGUCUCUCGGCCAAAUUCCAGAUGGGAAAACAAUUGGCUUGUCCCGAUUCUUUUCAAAAUGGAAAUUUCUCUCGUGGAAAGAAAGAGAAAAAAGAAGUUUCCUAUUGUUUUUUAAUUUUUUUAUUUUUAUAGGGGUACCCUGCCUACGGCUUCCACGUCCUUGCAUUACAAAGACUAAAACAAUGAAUAUUCAUAUAUAAAUAUAUAUAAACAGGUACUUUAUAUUUUUACACUCAUGUGUUUUAAAGGCUUGAAUAUUUUUAUUUUUAUCAGUGUUUUGUGUGAGGUCAGUGUGAGCGUUGUUUUCUGAGGGGGGCACUCACUUUGUUCCCCUCGCAUGGCUCACCACCAAUCACAGAUCAAGCUGGUUCCCGCCUGUAAAGCAGAGGCACUUAAAUCAAGGGUGUGUCCUAAAUGGUACCUUAUUCCUUAUAAAGUGCACUACUUUUGAUCAUAGCCCAAUGGGCCCUAGUCUAAUGUAGUGCAAUAUAUAGGUAAUAGAGUGCCAUGUGGGAUGCAGCCCAUCUGUGAUCACGUCUGCCCCUCCCAGCCAAUGAAACAAAAGAAAAGGCAAACGUUUAACCAGUGUUUCCUCAUUCUGCACCUUGACUACUCCUGACCUAGCCUGUUCCCAGAUCAAUUAGACCUGAGUCCAGGCUACCCCUGACUAUACAGAUUUAAAAAAAAAAAAAAAAUUAUACCUAAUAUCAAUGAAUGUCAGUGGAGACAC
Salmo salar (Atlantic salmon) is the source of this 2629-nucleotide messenger RNA. RefSeq names its product sprouty-related, EVH1 domain-containing protein 2. Lineage: Eukaryota; Metazoa; Chordata; Actinopteri; Salmoniformes; Salmonidae. Gene Ontology annotation, cellular component: membrane. The record is from RefSeq and is a predicted model, not a curated record. Gene Ontology annotation, biological process: negative regulation of MAPK cascade; multicellular organism development. Gene Ontology annotation, molecular function: protein kinase binding.